CAUUAUAACAUAUACUAAAGAAAUGCUCAUAUUACUAUAUUAUGGAUUGUUUUUAGUUAACAUUUCUUUUCAUUACUUUGUGUCGUGCCAUGGAAGCUCUAGACAUAGUGCCACCUUAAACACCCUUGGUACGCUGCAGAUUCCUAGGGCAACGGGUAGUUAUGGUCUCGCAUGGAUUUGGAAUAAGAAGCGCUACCCGCAUUUGCUUGCAUUCCACAAAGAAGGAUGUGAAUUUUGCGAGGACAUGGAACCAUUAAUACAACAGGCUAAUCAAGAAUUUGGACUACACAUUAAACGGCUUGAUAUAGCAUCGCCCAGCAACUAUGCUUUGUUGAUAAAGUUGGAUAAGGUAGCACACUGCGGUGGACUUCCAUUUUUCUACAAUUUAAAGACGCAUCGACACAUCUGUGGAGCGACUACCUACCAGAAUUUAGUAGCCUGGGCAACCGGCAAACCGUCCGGAACUAUAAUUCCUCCACCUAUGAAAGAAGAGGAGAUAAGAGCUACAUAUAGGAAAACAGGGGUAUAUGCUCGAAUUAUGAUAAAGUUAAAAGAUUUAUUGUUAAUGGGAGAGAAAAAGAUGCUGGAUCGUUUGGAUAACGAAUGAAUCCGUGGAUAUGCUUGUCGUGUGUU
This is a messenger RNA of Babesia bovis T2Bo, 633 nucleotides long. RefSeq lists its product as uncharacterized. The record is from RefSeq and is a predicted model, not a curated record. NCBI's taxonomy places the organism in Eukaryota, Apicomplexa, Aconoidasida, Piroplasmida, Babesiidae. The transcript is spliced from 7 exons. The coding region runs from base 23 to 607 and encodes 194 amino acids.